This is a messenger RNA of Cinclus cinclus, 3592 nucleotides long. Its product is annotated as ankyrin repeat domain-containing protein 13D-like. The record is from RefSeq and is a predicted model, not a curated record. Gene Ontology annotation, molecular function: actin binding; protein tyrosine/serine/threonine phosphatase activity. Lineage: Eukaryota; Metazoa; Chordata; Aves; Passeriformes; Cinclidae. Gene Ontology annotation, biological process: actin cytoskeleton organization; negative regulation of actin filament polymerization; protein dephosphorylation. The transcript has 27 exons. The coding region runs from base 1 to 3510 and encodes 1169 amino acids. Gene Ontology annotation, cellular component: cytoplasm.
AUGGCCCGGCCCGCCGAGACCUUCCCGCUGCACCGGCUCGUCUGGCACAACCGGCACCAGGCGCUGGACAGCGCCCUGCGCGCGGGGACGCACGACGUGGAGCUGACAGACCCGCGUGGCCGGACGCCCCUGGAGCUGGCCGUGUCUCUGGGCCACCUGGAGUCGGUGCGGGUGCUGCUGCGGCACAACGCCAACGUGGGCAGGGAGAAUGCCAAUGGAUGGACGGUGCUGCAGGAGGCGGUGAGCACGGGGGACCCCGAGAUGGUGCAGCUGGUGCUCCAGUACCGUGACUACCAGCGGGCGACGCGGCGCCUCGCCGGCAUCCCUGAGCUGCUCAGCAAACUACGGCGGGCAUCCGACUUCUACGUGGAGAUGAAGUGGGAGUUCACAAGCUGGGUGCCCCUGGUGUCCAAGGUGUGUCCCAGUGACGUGUACAGAGUGUGGAAGCGUGGGGAGAGCCUGCGGGUGGACACCACCCUGCUGGGCUUCGAGCACAUGACGUGGCAGCGCGGCCGCCGCAGCUACAUCUUCAAGGGGGAAGACGAGGGGGCCGUGGUGAUGGAGGUGGACCACGACAAGCAGGUGGUGUACACGGAGACGCUGGCGCUGGCCCUGCACGAGCCCGAGCUGCUGCUGGCAGCCAUGCAGCCCACCGAGGAGCACGUGGCCGGCCGGCUCACCUCUCCCAUCGUCUCCACACACCUGGACACCCGGAACAUCGCCUUCGAGAGGAACAAGUCUGGGAUCUGGGGCUGGCGCUCAGAGAAGAUGGAGGUGGUCAGCGGCUACGAGGCCAAGGUAUACAGUGCCAGCAACGUGGAGCUGGUCACCAAGACCAGGACGGAGCAUCUCUCUGACCAGGACAAGUCACGCAGCAAAGGCUCCAAGACCCCCUUCCACUCCUUCCUGGGCAUCGCGCAGCAGCACAGCACCCACAACGGGGCACCUGUCCUGCAGGCUGCCAGCCCCACCAACCCCACAGCCAUCACCCCAGAGGAGUAUUUCGACCCCCACUUCGACCUGGAGACCCGCAACAUCGGGCGCCCCAUCGAGAUGUCCAGCAAGGUGCAGAGGUUCAAGGCGACGCUGUGGCUGUGCGAGCAGCACCCACUGUCGCUGGCGGAGCAGGUGACACCCAUCAUCGACCUCAUGGCCAUCUCCAAUGCCCACUUCGCCAAACUACGCGACUUCAUCACCCUCAAGCUGCCCCCUGGCUUCCCCGUCAAGAUUGAGAUCCCCCUGUUCCACGUGCUCAACGCCCGCAUCACCUUCAGCAACCUGUGCGGGUGUGACCAGCCCCUGGGCUCCGUGCGGAUCUGUGGUGCUGAGGGCUCCCUGUGUGUGGCAGCAUGGCCGUUCCCGUGCGAGGUGGAGGCGGGCGUGUUCGAGGUGCCGGCGGGGUACACGGUGCUGGGCGCGGGGCGCAGCGAGCCCCUGCGGGACGAGGACGACGACCUGCUGCAGUUCGCCAUCCAGCAGAGCCUGCUGGAUGCCGGCACUGAGACCGACCAGGUGACCAUCUGGGAGGCGCUGACCAACACCCGCCCUGGCGCAGAGCCACCGCCCUAUGAUGAGGACCUGCAGCUGGAAAGGGCCCUGCAGGAGAGCAUGCUGCUGCAGGCCGGGCCCAGCGCAGAGCCCCCGGCCGCUGGGAGCCCCCCCGGAGCGGGCAGGGGGAGCCCCCCGGGCCCCCCUGGGUACGGCAGCUUCGCGGAGCAGCUGCGCCUGGCCAUGGCGCUGUCGGAGCGGGAGCAGGAGGAGCGGGAACGGCGGCGGCAGGAGGAGGAUGAGGAGCUCCAGCGCAUCCUGCACCUCUCCCUCACCGAGAACUUUGUCAUGGUCAAGGGGGCUGCACGGCUGCUGCCCGCGGAGGAGCCACCCCCAGCCGAGCCCCCCCCGGCCGAGCCCCCCUGCCAGGCCCCAGGACAGCAGGAGCAGCACCUGCACCUCAUGAUGCAACUGCUGCGCCCCCAGGACGCCAUUCGGCUGGCAGUGCGGCUGGAGUCGGUGCGGCCGCGGCGGGUGCGGUAUCUGCUGGUGGUGCGGCCGGAGGAGGCAGGAGCCGAGGCAGAGACGGCGCUGCUGGGAGUGGAUUUUGCCCACGAGGGGGCCACCCGCUGCACCCUGGGCAUGGUGCUGCCCCUCUGGAGCGACACCCAGGUGUUCCUCGACGGUGACGGGGGUUUCAGCGUGACAUCAGGGGGACAGACACGCAUCUUCAAGCCCAUCUCUGUGCAGACCAUGUGGGCCGUGCUGCAGGAGCUGCACCUCGCCUGCGAGGACGCGUCCCGCGGCGGGCACAUCCCCGGUGGCCCCGCGCUGGCCUGGGCCCGUGGCUACGCGGCGGCACUGGGCUCGGAGCAGAGCUGCCUCAAUGAGUGGCUGGCCAUGGCCGACCUCGAGUCCGUGCGCCCCGCCUCGCCCACACCUCUGCGGCCAGCGAUGCCGGAGUUGUCGGAGCAGGCGGUGCGGGCGCUGCUACGGGAGGUGAUGGCCUCCGCCGACCUGGAGAAUGUCACAUCCAAAGAGGUGCGGGAGGAGCUGGAGCGGCGCACAGGGCACAGCCUGGCCGAGCACAAGGAUUUCAUUGACAACGAGAUGCUGCUGGUGCUGGCGCAGAUGGAUCGGCCUUCCCGUAUCUUCCCGCACCUCUUCCUGGGCUCCGAGUGGAACGCAGCCAACCUGGAGGAGCUGCAGCAGAAUAAGGUCACCCACAUCUUGAACGUGGCGCGGGAGAUUGACAACUUCUUCCCGGCGCUGUUCACAUACAUGAACGUGCGGGUGUACGAUGAGGAGGCGGCCGAGCUCCUGCCCCACUGGAACGACACCUUCCUCUUCCUCUCCCGUGUCCGGGCAGCAGGAGGCCGGGCGCUGGUGCACUGCCGGAUGGGGCUGAGCCGCUCGGCCGCCACAGUGCUGGCUUACGCCAUGAAGGAGUUCGGAUGGUCCCUGGAGCGGGCGCUGCGGCACGUCCGGCACUGCCGGCCCAGCAUCCUGCCCAACCCCGGCUUCAUGCGCCAGCUCGACUUCUACCAGGGCAUCCUGAGUGCCAGCCGGCACAGCAGCCUGUGGGAGCCCCGGGCGGCCGAGCAGGCUUCACACCCCAAGGAGGACACGGCGAGGGACACGAGUGGCCUGUCCCCGCUGUCCUCCCCGCUGUCCUCCCCGCUGUCAUCCCCACAGCCCUCCGAGGAGGAGGCAGCUGCUGGGGGUCUGCUGGGGGCCUCCCGGCGCCCCCGCAUCUCCCUGUGCUCUGUCAUGCGGAGCAUCAGCCUGCUGGAGACCCCUGAGCCCCCGGAGAUGCUGGGGGAGCCCCAGGCCAGGCAGGUGUUUGAGGCCACGGAGUAUGCAGAGGGUCCCUCCCCGAGGUCACGACCCUCGUCCCGGCCGCGCGGGGUGGUGCGCCAGGCCAGCCUGGAUGGUGGCCCCGCCCCGUUGUGUGACCACACCCAUAGUGAUGACCACACCCAUGCACCUGGCCACGCUCACACUGAGGAACCCACUCCUUAAUUUGGGGGGCAUGGGACAGCGCCGCCUCACUGCCAUAGCAACAAGGGAAUGGGUGUGGCCUACACCUUUGGGCGUGGCCAUA